UAAAAAGACUCUAGAGUAUUAUAUUCUUUAUAUGAAUAUAUACAAAUAAUUAAUAAUUUUACUAAUCUCAGUUUGCACGAUAAUUUUUUAAUUUGAUUAUACUUAUUCAUACUCUACUUAUUCAUUUGCUGUAUGUAAUUGUAUGAGAACAGUAAAAAUAAGACUAAACUUUCUAUUGUUUUAAUUUAUUCAUAACGAAUUUAAUUAAAAUUCACGAACGAACCUAUAAAUUUAGGAAUGUUUAAGAGACAAUUAAGUGUACAUAUUUGUAAAUUAAAGCAAAUCUCUGAUAGCAAUUUGCCAAAGUUACCACCUAAUGCAAAUAUUUUCGCUCGUUGGAAACGACGUUAUCAAAAAUUGAUCUUGGUAUCCGCGAAACAUCCGCUGACACGUUUUUGUCUACGUAGUCGUGUUGCUAUAGCUUUUGAAAAAAGAAGGCAUGGUCGUUCAUCGUAUUGGUGGAUAAUACAUCCAUAUAGUAUUUUAAGGUAUUAUCAAAAAGAAAUAUGUAAUAAUUAUAUUACGCAUAUAUAUAAUCUUUCAGAUUUUUUUGGGAUUUCAAUAGCUAAAAACGCAGAUCCUGAAUUAUUAACAAUUGUUUAUCCUGCAUAUGUAAUUUGUAUAAUUGAUAUAAUUCUUAAUUUUAUAACUGGAUAUGUAUCAAUGGAUAGUCAUAAAAUAUUUCUAAAUCCUUGUUUAAUAAUACGGCAUUAUGUAAAAACAUAUUUUUUCAUAGACCUUGUUUCCUCUAUUCCUUAUACUUGGUUUUAUAAACAACGUAUAUUACCAUCUGGUCCUAAUUCAAAUUACAUAUUUCUUUUACUUGAGAUCUUGCCUAUAUUAAAAAUUAUAAGAUUAGGUACACUACAUCAGUAUAUUAGACAACUUAAUAUUAUAUUUGGAACUUCUCAUGCUCAAAGAACAAUUAUCUGGCUUAUUAUUCAGACUUUGUUAAUUUUUCAUUGGAGCAACUGUUUCUCUUAUGUAUUUCCGUAUAUUGUGAUGCAUAUAAUUGGAGAUAGUAUAGAGAACUCUGGAACAUAUUUAGUACAUACAGAAUUAUAUAAACAGUCUGAUUGGAUAAUUUAUAUAGAAUCUUUACAUAUUGGUUUAAGUAAUUUAAUUGGAUUUAGUUUUAUUGAAUUCCAAUCAUUUGGAAUAUUAGAUAAGAUUGCUCAUUGUAUACUACUUAUUUUUGGAAAAUGCUAUUUGAUUUACGUAAUCGGAAAAUUGAUAGAACCGGAACUAAAAUAUUCUCAAAUUAUAUAUGAAGUAAAAAAUUAUAUACGAGAAAAAAAACUUCCAAAACAUCUUGAAGAUAAGCUUGUUGCUUAUUUUAACUAUAAAUUUCAAGGCAACUUUUUUAAAGAGCAAGUUAUAUUAAAUACUCUUUCCAUGGUUUUAAAACCAGUUAUUUAUAUGGAAACCGAUAUAAUUUAUAAAUAUCAUGAAGAAGGUGAUUGCAUGUACUUCAUAGCUAGUGGAACAGUUGCAUUAAUUACUUUUUGGGGUAAAGAAAUCUGCCAUCUUGAAAAUGGCGAUCAUUUUGGUGCAGAAGUUUUAAUCAAUUCUCAAAAGCGAAGAACUGAAUCUGUUUUAGCUUUAGAAGUUUGUGAAGUUUUGCGUUUUAAUCGUCAAGAUUUUAAACGUCUUGUUUUUCACGGGUCUGAAUUAUUCAUGAGAAUUGAAAAUGAUAUAACAAAAAGGCAUAAAUUAAUCGAAGAAUUGGAAAAGCUGCAUGAAGAAUCUGAAAAACAAAAGAAUGAAUUAAAAAAAUAAAAUAGAGACAGUUAAUUAAAACAUCAAAUUUUA
This is a messenger RNA of Vespa mandarinia (Asian giant hornet), 1812 nucleotides long. Its product is annotated as potassium/sodium hyperpolarization-activated cyclic nucleotide-gated channel 1-like. The record is from RefSeq and is a predicted model, not a curated record. NCBI's taxonomy places the organism in Eukaryota, Metazoa, Arthropoda, Insecta, Hymenoptera, Vespidae.